Thermothelomyces thermophilus ATCC 42464 is the source of this 1737-nucleotide messenger RNA. RefSeq lists its product as uncharacterized. NCBI's taxonomy places the organism in Eukaryota, Fungi, Ascomycota, Sordariomycetes, Sordariales, Chaetomiaceae. Gene Ontology annotation, cellular component: mitochondrion. The coding region runs from base 253 to 1566 and encodes 437 amino acids. The record is from RefSeq and is a predicted model, not a curated record. Gene Ontology annotation, molecular function: (S)-2-hydroxyglutarate dehydrogenase activity; (S)-2-hydroxy-acid oxidase activity. The transcript has a single exon.
AGUUCCUGAGCGGCCCUGCUGUAACAGUGCCGCGGUUGGCCGACGCCGAACGAAGCCGGGUUCCUGGGUCCAGGCCCACACCAGCCACAAUCAAGCCGAACCACGCGCAGCACGCAGGAAGUCCAAGCAGCAAGGAGGGGCAGAAGCAGGCAGCUGCUCCCGGAGAUCCACGAGGUCCUGCGUAGGCUUCAAGACGCUCGGCUGCGUACAGGGAUAGUCCGUCGGUAUCUUACUUGGUGAAGCCGACCCGAAAUGCGCCCUGGUCGGAGCUUACCACUCGCUCUCUGUUCCGGCGCCUUCCGGGUUCGGCACCGGACCUCGGCCCUACACCAUGCCGCCGCAUCCCAGCGCUGCUUUUCUCAAACAACGUUUCGUGCCGCCGACUUCACCCACGCCGUCAUAGGCGGCGGUGUAGUCGGCCUAGCCAUCGCCCGCAGCCUCGCCCAGCGCUCCAACUCCAGCGGCUCCGGAUCAUCAUCACCAUCAUCAUUGUCGACGUCGUCGAGCACCCUCCUCCUCGAGCGGCACCCCGCCGUUGGCACCGAGACCUCCUCGCGCAACAGCGAGGUCAUCCAUGCGGGCAUCUACUACGGCGCUUCCUCGCUCAAGACGGCCCUCUGCAUCCAGGGUAAGGCGCUCCUGUACCACUACUGCGCCGCCCACGCCAUCCCGCACCGGCGCACCGGCAAGUGGAUCGUCGCGCAGACGGACGCCCAGCGCGCCGCCCUGCAGGCCGUCCACGACUUUUGCACGCGCGAGAUCCACGUGCCCGUGCGCUGGGUCGGCGCCGAGGAGGCCGCGAGGCGCGAGCCCGCCGUCCGGGCCGACAAGGGCAUCCUCGAGAGCCCCACCACCGGCAUCGUCGACAGCCACUCGUUGAUGAUGUCGCUGCUGGGCCAGUUCGAGGACGCCGGCGGGACAGUUGCGCUGGGAAGCAGGGUGGAGGCGAUCACCCCCUUGGGCGGGGACGGGAGCAGCGGCUGGGAGCUGGCGGUGCGGGACCUGGCGUCCGGGGAGGUCUCGACCGUGACGGCCGAGACCAUUAUCAAUUCUGCCGGGCUGGGUGCGGUGGACAUCCACAACAUGAUUGUGCCGCCUGAGAGAAGGAGGGAGAUGUUCUAUGCCAAGGGGAACUAUUUCUCCUACGGCGCGUCGAGUCCCAAGGUCGGCACGCUCGUGUAUCCGGCGCCGGAGCCGGGUCAUGGAGGGCUGGGGACACAUCUGACGCUGGACAUGGGUGGGCGCAUCAAGUUCGGGCCGGACGUCGAAUGGGUUAAUUCCCCUGACGACCUGGCCGUCAAUGAGUCGCGGCUGGCCCAAACUGUGAGGGAGGUCAAGAAGUACCUCCCGGGUCUGGAUGAAACGCAGUUACAGCCCGACUAUGCCGGGAUAAGGCCCAAGCUGUCGAAGCAAGGCGCCGUGGCGCAUGGCAAGGGGUUUGUGGACUUUAUCAUUCAGAAGGAGGAGGGUUAUCAAGGAUGGGUUAACCUGCUGAAUAUCGAGAGUCCUGGACUCACAAGCAGCCUGGCGAUAGCAGAGAAGGUCAGGAAGCUUUUAUAUGGAUAGCUAACAAUUUAAACACAACUGCGCUCUGCAAAUUGAGGACCAGUCUGUCAGGAGCGCAGAUCAGAAGAGCGUAAAUAAACGCCGUGAUCUCUCUGCCGAAACGUGCACAUCCCAGGCCUAGUUUGCGUGUAAAGCCUAUUAGGCCCGGUUGACCGAUCAAGCCGACCUGCG